Fomitopsis serialis is the source of this 2597-nucleotide messenger RNA. Its product is annotated as trehalose phosphorylase. The record is from RefSeq and is a predicted model, not a curated record. The transcript is spliced from 13 exons. Lineage: Eukaryota; Fungi; Basidiomycota; Agaricomycetes; Polyporales; Fomitopsidaceae. Gene Ontology annotation, molecular function: glycosyltransferase activity. Bases 382 to 2415 code for a protein of 677 amino acids.
GCCGCAGUGCGUGAGUUGUUGUGGUUGCAGCGUGGCAGAUUGACGCAUAUAGACGGGCCUACAGAGGCUGGGCUGGGCCCGUCCGAGCGGCGAGGGCUCUGUGGCCGUGGGGGGCAGCGCAGAGGCGGCCGCGGGCGACAUACACGCGUAUCUGCUACAGGUCGCUGGCAGCGGAGACGGGGAGAGGCUCGAGGAGACGCGUCCAGACGGGCGUGGAGUACCUUGUCACUGUGAGGUGACGUGACAUAAUCCCGUUCCUGCGCCGAUCGCACAGACGCGCUGCGUGCGUUCAUAAGUCCUCGUUCUCCGCCUCAGCCACUCACUUCGCCAUAUAACACCCUGCAUCCCCGUCGCAUCUCUUUCUCCAUCCUUCGACACGCCAUGGCCCCUCCACACACUUUUGAAUCAAAGUCCUCCGUAACCGCAAGGCGCAGGCUGUCCAGCGUCGCCACUGCUAGGCGUCCCAAUGUCCCCGGAUAUACCAGUCUGCAGCCCAUGUGGGCCGGUAUCGCAGGAGUCGUGAUCAAUAACAACACGCAGUACGAAGUUGCAAUGUCCAUCCACGACUCUGUUUACUGCACGGACUUCGCGUCAUCUGUGGUGCCGUACGAUGCAACUGACCCCGAGAAGCAGGCUACGGCCAUCGAGCAGCACUUCCUGGGAGCAGGCGUCACUUUGAGUCUCCUGCGUGAGGCGCCCAACUUGUGCACCCGCUUGUGGCUGGACCUGGACAUUGUCCCUAUCGUCUUCAACAUCAAACCCUACCACACCGACUCUAUUACUCGCCCGAACAUCAAGCACCGCAUCUCCUCCACCACGGGAUCUUACGUUCCCUCAGGGGCGGACACGCCGACGGUCUAUUACGACCCCAACCAGCUGCAGGAUAACUCCAAGCUCACGACCAAUGCGCAGACCAAGCUGCCCAUCACGCGCACUGUCGACGAGCAGGCCGACUCCGCUGCACGGAAAUGUAUCAUGUACUUCGGGCCCAACAACAACCCGCGCCUGAGCAUCGGACCGCGCAACCAGGUCGCGUACCGCAAGACGGUCGGCAAAGGGACGUGGAACGCGGUCAUAAAGCUCGCGGAUGAGCUCCGCGAGAAGAAGAUCAAGUUCGCGUUCUUCUCCUCUACCCCGCAAGGCGGAGGUAUGCGUCAUGCGCUCGUGCGGUUCUUCAGUGCAUUGGACGUCGAUGCUGCUUGGUAUGUGCCGAACCCGUCGCCGGCCGUAUUCCGGACGACGAAGAAUAACCACAACAUCCUGCAAGGCGUCGCGGACCCGAGCUUGCGCUUGACCGCUGAGCAGAAGGAGCAGUUCGACCAAUGGAUCCUCAAGAACGGCUUGCGUUGGACUGCCGAGGGCGGCCCGCUGGCUAAGGGUGGCGUCGACAUCGCGUUUGUUGAUGACCCCCAAAUGCCCGGCCUCAUCCCGCUGAUCAAGCGCCUGCGCCCGGACAUCCCCAUUAUCUACCGCUCGCACAUCGAGAUCCGGAGCGACCUCGUCAGCAUAGAGGGCUCGCCGCAGCAGGAGGUGUGGAACCACCCCGUGAAUAAGUUCGUGCCCAGUGAUGUUGCCCCGGAGAAGCUUGCGCUACUGGGCGCUGCCACCGACUGGCUGGAUGGCCUGAACAAGCCCCUUGAUCCCUGGGACUCACAGUACUACAUGGGCGAGUUCCGCUCGCUCUGCGUGAAGGACAAAAUGUACGAGCUCGCGUGGCCCAGGCGCGAGUACAUCGUCCAGAUCGCCCGCUUCGACCCGGCCAAGGGUAUCCCGGAUGUCAUCGACUCGUAUGCGCGCUUCCGCCGCAUGGCGAAGGGCAAGAUCCCCACGGAGGAGAUCCCACAGUUGCUGAUCUGUGGCCAUGGUGCGGUCGACGACCCGGACGCGAGCAUCAUCUACGACCAGUACCAUGAGUAUGUGUCGGACAUCGUGGUCAUGCGGUGCCCGCCGAGCGACCAGUUGCUGAACGCGCUCAUGGCCAACUCGCGCUUCGCCCUCCAGCUCUCGACGCGCGAGGGCUUCGAGGUGAAGGUCUCCGAGGCGCUGCACACGGGCAAGCCCGUCAUCGCGUCGCGCACGGGCGGCAUCCCGCUGCAGGUCAUCCACGGCAAGAGCGGCUUCGUCACCGAGCCGGGCGACAACGACGCCGUCGCGAAGCACAUGUUCGACCUCGUCACGGACGACGAGCUCUACGAGACGAUGGCGCUCUACGCGAAGACGCACGUCUCGGACGAGGUCGGCACGGUGGGCAACGCCGCGGCGUGGAUGUACCUCGCGGUCAUGUACUGCAGCCGCGGCGUGAGGCUGCAGCCGAAGGGCGCGUGGAUCAACGACUUGAUGCGCGAGGAGACGGGCGAGCCGUACUUGCCUGACGAGCCGAGGCUGCCCCGCGGGGACCUCCACGUCCAGGGUUGAACUUGACUGCCAGCCUGUCAACACGAAGUUUGGAGGUGAUAAAAGCAUUUCUUGGCAGGACUUUUGUUGUAAGAUUCGUAAUGCCUGACCAGGCAGUGCUUUGUAUACCAAAAGCUGUAGAAGUAGAACUGUCGUCGCUGUCCGCUGGAAGAAUCAAAGCUGUGCGCACUGUAUACCACUGC